AUGGCUUCGCAACCCGUUCCCACCGCCUGCAUGGACCAGAGCCAAAACCGGCAUUCCACAAUCUUGCAUGGGCGAAUCGCACUACACGACAAGCGGCCGCAGUGGGGCAUCCGUCAGCCCAUGUACUCUGCUUGCAAAUUGACUACUGGUAAUACGGAGGACAAGCAUGCAUUAUUCUUGAUCCUUGUAUUGUCCACCGGUCUUGCGCAUCCGACCCGCAUCUGCCAAUCAUGUGCCACCUCCUCUCCACCGCCUACUAGUCUCUUGCACACCACCAGCUCUUCGACUUCGUAUCUCUUCAACCAUAUCGACUUUGCUUUCUUCGACCAGCCCUUAGUCUCGACACACGCACCCCCCACGACUCGACGACCCCCCCAUCUCGCCCCUCGCUCGGCCCUGUUCGACUUUAUCCUUUGCGACAAAAUAUAA
Akanthomyces muscarius is the source of this 429-nucleotide messenger RNA. RefSeq lists its product as uncharacterized. Lineage: Eukaryota; Fungi; Ascomycota; Sordariomycetes; Hypocreales; Cordycipitaceae. The coding region runs from base 1 to 429 and encodes 142 amino acids. The record is from RefSeq and is a predicted model, not a curated record. The transcript has 4 exons.